AUGGUCGUCUCCAGCAUUUCAAGCCCGCUGCGUCUGCGGCUGAUCAUCGGGUCCUGCAUUCUCUUUCUCCUUAUCCUUGUGGCCCUGCCGUCAAGCGGCCGAUCUCCACCGGUCUCACCAGCACGUUCAAGAUAUUUCCAAAGUAUGGCUGCUGUUCCCUCAGAUUACACCAGGGAUCAGGGCGAGACUCCCUUCUGCGCCAGUCUCUACGGCAUCAAGUACCUCGAGGAUCUUCGAGACAGCGCCUUUGUCCAGUCUACCCCUGAAUCACAGUCGACCCUGAUCACCUUCUGCAAUUCAACCGCAAAGGAUCAGAUUGACUCCAUGUUCAUCGCCAAAGAUGUCAAAUACCGGUCAGACAUCAAGAAGUUCGCUCUCUCUGGACAAUUUCGGGAUCUUGGCUGGACCGAACGGAGGGUUCAACUUCGACCUCGCCCCGAUGACUUCGCGAGAUACAUGUAUGACACUGGUCCCGGCCCAGUCUUCAAGCAGGCAAUCUUGAUGGACCGAGAUCUCUCCCUCGAGUCUGAAGAGCUGGAGUCGCCCAAAAGCUUUACGAUUCUCGUCAAACGCGAAGGCGAGGGAAACAUCUGGCACUGCUUGAUGGAGAUCAUGAGUCUGACCAUGACGAUCGAUGUCCUCAAAAUGACCAUCGACCCUGAGACCAAGAAGCCCUUCCUGUCUGACGAGGACGCCGAGAACACUCAAGUCGUCAUCCUCGACGACAAGGAUGAGGGCCCGUUCUUCAGCAUGUGGCAGAUGUUUGCUCGCAAGCCUGUGCUCCGCCUAGGCGAGAUCGAGAACCGGUCCGGGUUGACGAAUGUGAUUGUGCCGCUGGCCGGCGGUGGAAAUCCAUUCUGGUCAGGAACCUGGAAAGUACACCCAUGUGGCCGGUCCGACCUCAUUCGAGUCUUUGCGCAGAGGGUCUACGAGCACUUUGGGAUCAACUAUCAGAAGGAGCGCGAGGGCGAAGUCGUCGUCACCUUCAUCGAUCGAGCCCAGACGAGAAAGCUCGUCGAUCAGGAUGCAAUUCUGGAAGCCCUCAAGCUCCAAAACUUGAAGAUCGACCUGCGAGCCGUGGAUCUGGCCUCGCUCAGCUUUCCCGAGCAGAUCAAGGCCAUACGCGAGACUGACGUCCUCGUUGGCGUCCACGGUGCGGGCAUGACACACGCAAUGUUCCUUAAGGAGGGCUCCGCUGUCGUCGAGAUCCUCCCGGCGGAAGUCUUCCACAAGGGCUUCCGGAACCUCGCUGUGAUGAUGGGCCACACCUAUCUCAGCAUGCACGCCAAGGAAAACAUCAAGGACGACGACGAUGUCUUCCGGGACUGGCACGGCGACAACAUGAGGAUAGACCAGGCUAAGUUCUUGGAGACUGUCUCGAUCGCCGUCAAGACGAUGUACAACAAGGGCUGGCGCAGCUGGGAUGCGGUCGGCCCUCUCGAUGGGGGUGCAGGAGACGGAUAA
Messenger RNA from Thyridium curvatum, 1464 nucleotides. RefSeq lists its product as uncharacterized. The coding region runs from base 1 to 1464 and encodes 487 amino acids. Gene Ontology annotation, molecular function: protein N-acetylglucosaminyltransferase activity. The record is from RefSeq and is a predicted model, not a curated record. Lineage: Eukaryota; Fungi; Ascomycota; Sordariomycetes; Thyridiales; Thyridiaceae. The transcript has a single exon. Gene Ontology annotation, cellular component: endoplasmic reticulum lumen.